GUAUGAUCACUUUCACAGCCGCUCUCCUCUGCUUCACGGUGGGCCCACUCAGUCCAGCUCCCGCUGCCUUAGGUUCCCGAAUGGGCAAAUCCUGUUGUACAAGCUACAAUAGGAAGCCAGUGCCCUUCCAGGUGAUAAAGGGCUACAGAGAACAAACCACCAGGGAAAACUGCCGCAUGGAGGCGAUCAUUUUCUACACGGCUAAGAAGAAUGAGAUAUGCGCCACCCGAAGAGAUGAGUGGGUGAGGAAGACUCUGGAACUACUCAGCUCCAAACUGAAGAAGAUGUCCAAGGUUCGGUCUGCUGCAGGUGUAACUCAGAAUCCCGUCAUUUAGUGAGAAGCAUGGAUCUUUCUUCAGUAGCACAGAAACCUUUAUGAAUGACACUGACAGUUCCUAUUAAACAAAAACCAAGU
This is a messenger RNA of Monopterus albus (swamp eel), 415 nucleotides long. RefSeq names its product C-C motif chemokine 20-like. The record is from RefSeq and is a predicted model, not a curated record. Gene Ontology annotation, molecular function: chemokine activity. Gene Ontology annotation, cellular component: extracellular region. Gene Ontology annotation, biological process: immune response. NCBI's taxonomy places the organism in Eukaryota, Metazoa, Chordata, Actinopteri, Synbranchiformes, Synbranchidae. The transcript has 4 exons. The coding region runs from base 3 to 335 and encodes 110 amino acids.